Molecule: messenger RNA, 4565 nt
Organism: Spirometra erinaceieuropaei
Lineage: Eukaryota; Metazoa; Platyhelminthes; Cestoda; Diphyllobothriidea; Diphyllobothriidae
Source: the annotation of a GenBank genome assembly
AUGGCCUACCAUGGGGGGCGGAGCUACCUGAAGGACCUACGUAGUCUAUACCUCUCCAUCGGCGAAUCAACCAAUAAACAAGCGAGCAUCUCCUCCGUCUGUGGAGGCAGGCUUGAAAUCCUGCUCACUCCGAAUGAGGGCCCUUACGCGCAUGCGAUGUUCACUCUAGAGGUAAGUCAUAGUUUCUCGUGUCUACGAUUUUCUCAGCACAACGUAACCUAAAUAAAUAAACCAGUCUGCCAAAUAAUUAUUCCAGCAACUCUUUGCCCGACCUCUUGGUUUAUGGGAACCGAAGUAACUGGCUAUAAGCCUUCUGUCUCUUUAUCACCACAUGUCUUUGCAUUUGUUUCAUCACCUCUACCUGCUUACGUAGUUAUAGUUUGGGAUUCGAAUAUAGCAAUCACUUAGAACACCUUAAAGAUCCCCGAUUAAUAGUCCACUCUCCUGCUUGAGGAAGGUUAUUACUCAGUCUUGCAAACCAUAAGGCCCUUCGUACUGCUUGCAUAGAUUGAAAAAAUACUUGCUUCUUAUCUAUCCUCCUUUCAGAUAGUCGCUUCUGACAACUAUCCCCGUACUAGCCCUGAAAUCCGCCUUCUCACACCAAUUUUUCAUCCCAACAUUAAUCCACAAGGGGGCUACAUUUGCCUCAGCAUCAUGGAUGACUGGAACAGGUAGGUUGUUCAUUUGACGCAGGGGAAAGCACUCUAUUUCCUUUUUGUAUUCAGUUGUUACAGCUUCCUCGACGUCAUCAAGGCGGUCCUCUUUCUCCUUGCUAAUCCAAACUUUGACAGUUCCAAUAACACAUUCGGCUCCUUACCCCCAGAGUACAGAGACAGAUUCGAGGAGGUGUGCAAGCAGUUUCUUGCCGGAUUUCCUGUCAAAGGCGAGGCCUAUCCGGCGAACGAGAAGUGGUGCACAUGGGCACGUGCUAACAACUGUUUUCCGGUGCCUAGAGGGGACCAGAACAGUGGUGAAUCGCAACCUCCCGCUCAUUCGAAUUCGUCUGUGCGUGAGAUAUUUUCUUUCCUUCUAACCUGCUUUCUAUUUCUUCGCCAUUUUCAUCGUUGACUGUGACAUUCUGCUUGAUCCAAGUCAACGUGCAUGAAGUAUAGCCUGUCUGCUGCCAUGCCCGUAAAUAAUGGACCGCAUGAAACUUACGUGCUCCACAUGAAGACUACCUGUGGGCUGCGAAAUUCUUAGGCGCUGCUCCUCUGUCUAGAAUUUUACUAGACUCCCCCUCCUCAUGGUGUCACCUGUCGUGGAGUGUACAUUUUGUCUUUUCAAUGUCCCGAGACAUCAUAUGCCGUCUAUAUUUUGCCUACCAUUGAUGGCUGAUCUGAAAUCAAAUAGGUUCCAUGUGGUUUCGUGGAACUGCCCGAGAUCCCAUUCCUGUGCAUGCCUAUGAAACGAUUGUCUGUGUUCUCCUCCAUUCAUUGCACAUACUUCAAUUAUUUUGCAUUCUGUCUUUGUAGACCUCUCCCGUGGUGACGCUUUGCUGUAAAUGAAGCAGUCUUUAAUAGCUGUUUAUAUGAUUGACAACUGUCAGCAUAACAGGAGCAGUUUGUCCCUCGUUAUGUCCAAAAUCGUGAUAUGGCAUGUUGCUAAGCUGCGUUCAGAGCAUCCUCCCCCGAACUGGGUUUUUGGUGUGUUAUGGGAUUUGUCGUGUUUAAGGGCAAGUGCACUUACUGUCGAGGGAGAUAUCCUCUCUCAGAUUUGCCAAGUGCGUCGCCUGGAAACAUGUAUACGCAACUUACUUGAACACCUCGUCAUAAUAUCUUCAAACCUCGCUGAAUCUCCCUGCCGGUCGUGAACUGAAUUACAUACUGUCCUGCCCUCUCCUACUCUAUGCUGGCUCAUUUGGGUGAUCACGAAGCUAAACUUGGAAUAAAAUAAAGUUAGUUGUGUAGGGCAAUUAUAAAGGCAUGUGGGCUACAUGGUGGUUUUAUAACUUAAGUGAGGAUGACCACGUGUGCCGUUGCACAUAUUCCAGAUUUCCCAGAAAACGUCCAAUGAGUCCUGUUUUUUUCUGAUUCACUGGAUGUGCACAUUUUCAGACCACACCUUCCACUGUCCCAACCACUCCUCUGGAGGGACAGUUGAAGUGCAAAGUCGGAACACAGCAGUCAGAUCUGGAUGUGGUACCUGACACCUUGAGCUUCUCCACUCCUUCAAAUUAUGUCCCCUCUGUCGCCAAUGUCCGCUACUCAGUCGGUACCGAUUCCGAUAAAUUCGGCUCCAUCUACUCAUUCAGCCGCUCUAACUACCUCCAAGCCCUUCGUAUCCUCCUGUACCAACAGGGAAAUUCUCAUCCUCGUAUCUUCUAUUUUUGUGACUUUCUGGGUUGUAUUGCGUGUCAGAACAGUACAGAACCGGUUUAUUUCUGCAAGCAGGCUGAUCAGGCGGCCCCUGAGACCCAUAUUUAUCAAGAAUCCACUUCCCAGACCAGCUCUUUCAUAGAGUGGACCUCGUAUCGCCGGGACUUUUAUUCGGGUGAACGAUAUUCCAGCUACAGUAACUCACCUGCUCUCAGCUGUAUAUCCGCUCUCUUUCAUGUUAAAAACGUCAAUACAACUUCAUACGAACUGUUUCCGGGCUGUGGCAACUAUGUACUUUGUGCCCUUUUCGCGGAAUCGCGAUCGAAGCCGAGACAAAUUGAGGACGAUCCGCUGGAUGAGUCAAUGAAUUUGGAGGACUUCUUUGGUCUGAGUUGCGAAGAUGUUUUUACACAUAGCGCUGAUGGCCAUCAGUCCAUUGUCGAGAAAGACGAAGGAGAGAACGCGCGGACGGAGGAGUGUUUCGAGGAGGAGGAGGAGGAGGAAGAGGAGGAGAAGGAGGAUGGGUCGGUCUCCGGUGAAUCGCUUUCGAGUCGCGCCAGCAGACCAAGUGACGGUGAGGUUGGUGGAGGGAGACAGGCGGAUGAGGAGGACAAUUUUGCUGACCGUGAAGACGCUAGCGAAGGUAGAAGAGCCUCGGAAGACUCACAGAGUUACCUGUACGGCAGAAUGAACAAUGCCACUAAUGAGUCAGUUGAGUACUGCUACGACUGUAGUUGGUAUUACAGUCGGGCAGUUGAGACCAUGCAGGAUAUCACACCAACUGCGUGGAUCUUCCUUCAGACGCGAUGGCCGCCGAUCCUAGCGCCGCAGCAGGUUAUAGAUUUGGAGGAGAAUUUUCCGACCCGAAUUCCUUCCUGGAGGGGCUCUACUCCGAGGCUGGUGAAGGAUGUUGCAAUGUUCUGUCGCCGACAUCUCAAGCUGGAUUGUUUGAUUCUAUUGGAUCCGCUAGUAAGUAGAUAUUUCGCGAAAGUUAUCCGUUUUUAUUUACUGAAUGUGCACCUUUGAAUAGACUCUGUGUGCACUGGCGGACGAUGAAAAGUUGUUAAAGACAGAUGGGAAUGAAGAAGAGGAGCAAGGUUUUAUUUAUAGCGCUGAGACAUUAAGUACUGGAGCAAUCAGUGCACGGACUCACUGGAUAGGGGUUUUUUACGUGCGGAAAUGUAAUUCUUGCAUCUCUCUGCCUUAGUCACGUGUCAGUUGCCGAUUAUUUGACACUGGAAAAUUGUGGAGCAUUGGCCAAUUCACUUCUAACUCCUUUGCUUGGAGCAGAUGCUUCUAUCUUCUAUUUGGGUAGUUUCACCAUAGAUAACUAUGCGAUUCGUAUGCGCGAGCAAGGCCCACGUACCAGGUUGCUUGGGCAGGUUGUGUGUCGAGGGCUUGAAGGACUUCUGGCAGCCAGGCGAAUUGGCCACUGUGUAUUACAUUCCCUGUUUCAUAUGGUGCGCUGCCAAGAAGACUUGUAUUUCUGUGAGUGCACAAUAUGUAGCCGUUUGCGCGGCAUGUUCACAUGGGGGGCCACGCAGUUCAAGCCCAACCUGAUAUUUUUGAGGAUAAUAAUGACGAAAAGUAGAAUUAGGACUAUGAGGGCGAUGGCGAGCAUAGUGCUGAUAACGACGAUAAUGACGAUAGGGAUGUGUGCAACGGUGAUGUUAAUCCGAAUGUUUGUGCUGAUGGUGAUUCCGCCGGCGACAAGAUUAUUAUGCUCUUCUCUACCGCCUUUUUCAGGCCCUCUCACCCUGGUCGCCCGUACUUAACGCGCUCUGUCCUCACACGGUCGACUCCUCUUCCCCUUCUCCGCACUGUCUUCCCGCAACAACGCCAAGCAGGAAACGCUGGACCAGUCUGUUCUGGCUCACCGCGGCGGAUACUUCUGUCAAUAAGCUGACAUGGCCGGAACACAUCUUUGGACCCCGGGGCUGUCGUUGGCUAUACGCAGUUGCCCGCUUAGCCCUGAUCUCUAACUGGCUGGCGUGGCUUUCGCGUGUGGAGAUUGCCGCGGCGUUGGGGCAGUUCAGGCAGUCAAACCGCAUCCUGUGCGAGGGCGUGGCUACUGCCUGUCUUCAUCCGGCCAGUCUGGGCUGUGGUCAGGCGCCGCUUUUCGAUAUCUGGCCUUUAUGGCUUGCACGUCUUUGGCUUCGGUCGUCGUGCGGCCUUUUAGUUCGCUUUUGUGCCUAUGCUGGCAUCACAACGCGGUGCUAUUUCCCGCUUUCGGACACAGACGAGAUUUGA